Messenger RNA from Verticillium dahliae VdLs.17, 1629 nucleotides. RefSeq names its product exoglucanase. Gene Ontology annotation, biological process: carbohydrate metabolic process. NCBI's taxonomy places the organism in Eukaryota, Fungi, Ascomycota, Sordariomycetes, Glomerellales, Plectosphaerellaceae. Bases 1 to 1629 code for a protein of 542 amino acids. Gene Ontology annotation, cellular component: extracellular region. Gene Ontology annotation, molecular function: cellulose binding; hydrolase activity, hydrolyzing O-glycosyl compounds. The record is from RefSeq and is a predicted model, not a curated record. The transcript is spliced from 3 exons.
AUGAAGACCAACUUCGGUGUCCUCCUGGCCUUCCUGGCCGCCGCCCGCGCCCAGCAGGCUUGCACGUCUCAGGCUGAGACGCACCCUCCUCUGACCUGGCAGAAGUGCACUGGCACCGGUGGUUCCAGCUGCACCAACGUCUCGGGCUCCGUCGUCCUCGACUCCAACUGGCGAUGGACUCACACCGUCUCCGGAUCCACAAACUGCUACGACGGCAACAAGUGGACCGCCUCUUGCGGUACCGAUGGCACUACCUGCGCUCAGCAGUGCUGCGUUGACGGCGCCGACUACGCCAACACCUACGGUGUCACCACCAGCGGCAAUGCCCUGACCCUCAAGUUCGUCACCAAGCACCAGUACGGCACCAACAUUGGCAGCCGUGUCUACCUCAUGGAGAACGACACCAAGUACCAGGCCUUCAACCUCCUUGGCAACGAGUUCACCUUCGACGUCGACGUCUCCAAGACCGGCUGCGGUCUCAACGGCGCUCUGUACUUUGUCUCCAUGGACCUGGAUGGUGGUGUUUCCAAGUACUCCACCAACAAGGCCGGUGCCAAGUACGGUACUGGUUACUGCGACAGCCAGUGCCCCCGCGAUGUCAAGUUCAUUGGCGGUGUUGCCAACGUUGCCGGCUGGGUCCCUGCUGCGGAUGAUCCCAACUCUGGUGUCGGCAACCUCGGUGCCUGCUGCGCUGAGAUGGAUAUCUGGGAGGCCAACAAGAUCUCCACUGCCUACACUCCCCACCCUUGCCAGAACAACGCCUACCACACGUGCCAGGGCGACAAGUGCGGCGGCACCUACUCUGCUGACCGCUACGGCGGAGACUGCGAUCCCGAUGGUUGCGACUUCAACUCGUACCGCCAGGGUGACAAGACCUUCUACGGCGAGGGCACUGCUUUCAAGCUCAACACUGCUCAGAAGCUCACCGUCGUCACUCAGUUCCUCCGCUCCGGCGGCAGCACUGGUGAUCUUUCCGAGAUCAAGCGCUUCUACGUCCAGAACGGCGUCGUCUUCGCCAACUCUCAGAGCACCGUUGCCGGCAACCCUGGCAACUCUCUGACCCCCGCCUUCUGCAAGGCCCAGAAGACCGCCUUUGGCGACCAGAACAUCUUCGACCAGCGCGGUGGCUUCGCCCAGACGAGCGACGCCGUCUCCAAGCCCAUGGUCCUCGUCAUGUCCCUGUGGAACGACCACUACGCCAACAUGCUGUGGUUGGACUCGACCUUCCCCACCACAUCCACCGGCCCCGGCGCCGAGCGCGGCAGCUGCCCCACCACCUCCGGCACGCCCGCCGAUACCGAGGCCAACCAGGCCAACGCCACGGUGCAGUUCAGCAACAUCAAGUUCGGCCCUAUCGGCUCGACCUUCAACCAGGGCGCCGUCAGCCCUCCCAGCGGUGGCACCACUGUCGUCGCUCCCCCUCCCGCCACGACCCUCGCCACCAGCACCAGGGCCGCCGUCACCACCACGACCCGCGCUGCUCCCCCCACCACCACGACCGCCUCCUCCGGCGGCGCCGCCGCUCCCAAGUGGGGCCAGUGCGGCGGACAGGGCUGGACCGGUCCCACCACCUGCGUCGCCGGCUCGACCUGCCAGGCCCAGAACCAGUGGUACUCCCAGUGCCUGUAA